CAUUUCUCAUAAGUUAGGGCUUGGCUUCAACUUUAAACUGAAGUCAAAGCUCAAGACAGCAGGACAGCAAACAUGGGAGACGUGGUGCUGACAGCAGAUCUGCCAGCAAGCAGCUUAGACUCUGAUAAACUCAAGAAGAACUCUGAGGAGAGCAAUCUGAAGUCCACAGAGGAGAAGAUCAAUGGAUCUCAAGAGACAGAAAAACAGAACGGAGAAGAAAAAGACAGCAAGGCCGCUGAGGAAAGCAAGAUUCAGGAAGACCUCAAGGAAUCGGAGGACCCUCAGAAGCCUCAGGAUGAAGAAGAGGUGCUGGGGCCAAAUGAUGUCACCUGUGACUCCUGCAUCGACCGGCCGUGCCGCGCAAAGAAGUCCUGCUUGACCUGCUUGGUGUCGUACUGUGAGGCUCACCUGAGGCCGCACCUGGAGAACGUCAAGUUUCAGAGCCACAGGCUGGUGGAGCCGCUGCGGGACAUCGAGAGACGGACGUGUGAGACGCACCGCUGCCCGCUGGAGCUUUACUGCUGCGCAGACGCGUGCUGCGUCUGUCAGGAGUGCUUAAAGGAGGAACACCGCGGGCACAAAGCCGUACCCAUCACAGAGGCACGCAAGAAGAUAGAGAAAGAACUUCAGGACAAACAGACGGACAUGGUGAAGACGGUCACAGCGGCAGAAAACGCCAUUAACAAGUUACAGGUCAACACUGUGUCUAUAGAGGCAUCUGUGAAGGAGGUGCGUGUAGUGAUAGAGGAGCAGUUCAACAUACUGCUGGCAGCCGUGGAACAGGCGAAGAAGGAAGUGAGUGAGAUUUUAGAGGUGGAGGAGCGACAGGCGCUGAAGCAGGCCGAAGGAAUUCGGGUUCAUCUGGAACAACGCUGCACAGAGCUGAAGAAAACUCAGAGUCAGGUCGAGAAAAUCACCAAGAACAAAAAUGACAUUGACUUCCUGCAUGAGUUUUCACAGUGGAAAAAGGAAACUGUUGAUGUGUCUUUACCUGGCGUUUAUAUUGGCCUCAUGGAUCGACUGCAGUCAUUCAGUCGUGUUAUCAAACAGUCCACGACAGAGAUAUGUGACAACCUGCUGACCUCAUAUACCAACAAACUUAAAGACACUUGUAAAAACGAUAAUGUUGGCAUAAAGACGACGGUUUAUGCCAUUAUUGCUGCAAAACAGAACAUGUCAAUUCCGAACCCAGAGACUAGAGAUGACUUCCUUAAAUACGUCACGCCUCUGACCUUAGAUGCAGAUACAGCCCAUCAGUAUCUGCGUCUGACAGAAGAACGAAAGAAGGUGACAAAUACAACACCGUGGCAGCAAAGCUAUCCAGACCUUCCCGAGCGCUUCGAGCACUUUAAACAGGUGCUGACAGUCGAGAGCUUCUACCUGGGCCGCCACUAUUUCGAAGUAGAUAUGAAAGGAGAAGGCACUCACGUCGGCCUGACGUAUAAGAGCAUCGACCGCAAGGGAUCUGAGAGCAACAGCUGCAUCACAGGAAACAACUUCUCCUGGUGUCUGCAGUGGAACGGACGCAGCUUCUCCGCGUGGCACAGCGAUGUGGAGACGCCGCUCAACAGCCCGAAGGCCACAAGGAUCGGCGUGUACGUGGAUUAUUCCAGCGGCGUGCUGGCUUUCUAUGACGUGACGAAUGACAUGGCGCUCAUCCACAAGUACAAGGCUGAGUUUUUGGAGCCGCUUUACCCAGCAUUCUGGCUUUCCAAGAAGGAAUGUGUCGUGCUUUUGGAACCAGGACCAACGUCCUCCCUGUCAUCUCCAUCUCCUGUUUCCUCUCCCAAAUAAACUGCUUAUGUGUAUCCACAUCAUUUCCAUCUUAUUAGGUCCUGUUUGCACCUGGUUUUGGUUCACCUAAGACACGUUAACAGUGUAAACAGGGCUUUAGGAGAUCUACUGUAACCUGUGACUGAUAUUAAGUUUUUACGACUGCUACAAUGCUUUUACGCAAGAUACCUAUUAAAAUACCUACAAAUAUGUUUUGUGCAUUGAUUAGAUAUCCCAAAAUAUAUUUUCUAAGUAUAAUUUUUUCUUAAAUGCAUGAAACUAUAUAUAUAUAUAUAAUUUUUAAUAUUUAUAUAUACAUUAUAUGAGAUAAUAUAUAUUAUAUAAAUAUUGAAAUUAUAUGUAUUAUAUAUAAAUUAUAUAUAUUUGUAUAUGUGUGGGUUUUCAUUUCAUUUUGGACUAUGUGAGAGAAACAUUUCUCCUCUAUACCGUACUGUUGCACAAGUGACCAAACCUAUUUGACGUAGUUGAAUAUUGUGGUACAUUUCACUUGGGUUGGGUUAACAGGACAGAUAUGGCUCUUUAAUGACUCUGUACACUAUCUGUAUGCUGCUGUUUUCCCUUAUAUGUUACAUUUUGUGCCUCUAUCAAAUGUGACAGGUGACAAAAACAUGGUCUGUCAAUGCAAAUAAAAAAUUGUU
Labeo rohita (rohu) is the source of this 2432-nucleotide messenger RNA. It is a transcript of the gene trim16, whose product is annotated as tripartite motif containing 16. Bases 73 to 1794 code for a protein of 573 amino acids. Gene Ontology annotation, molecular function: protein binding; zinc ion binding. The transcript has 6 exons. Lineage: Eukaryota; Metazoa; Chordata; Actinopteri; Cypriniformes; Cyprinidae. The record is from RefSeq and is a predicted model, not a curated record.